Molecule: messenger RNA, 1572 nt
Organism: Closterium sp. Yama58-4
Lineage: Eukaryota; Viridiplantae; Streptophyta; Zygnematophyceae; Desmidiales; Closteriaceae
Source: the annotation of a GenBank genome assembly
AUGGCCGCCCUUACCAAGGCCCAACACCAACCCGCUCAAUACGAAGCUACCAAAGCGGCUGAGAUUGCCUUCAAAGCCAAAGUGAAAGUGGAAGGACACAUAGAGAUGGGAAUUUCCCCCCUCCUCGCCGGCCUCGGAUCCCGCAUCAAGGCCUCCCUCAUCUCUUCAAUCACUCUUCCCUCAGGAGCCUCUACCGACCAUCUCCCUGCCAUCACUGCAGCAUGCACAUCAUUUUUCAGCUCACUCUACAGCGGAUCACAACCCAUCCUGCAGGACACUCAGUUCUGGCAACACAUCCCCAAAUCAUUCCUCCCCCCAGAUCUAGUACAACGCAUGGAUGCGCCGUUCACUCUAGCGGAAAUUAACCGUGCCAUCUCCAACCUUCUUAAAGGAAAAACCCCCGGCCCUGAUGGCCUCCCAAGCGAACUGUACCGGACCCACAAAGCUCACUUUUGCCUGCUCUUCCUUUCCCUGCUAACGUCUUCCCCCUCUCCCCUACCUGCCCUUCCCCCGUCGAUGCUUCGCGGCCGCACAGUCCUCAUUCCCAAAAAGGGUGACUCCUCCUUGCUAGAUAACCUUUGCCCUGUCACGCUUAUGAACUCGGACUACCAAGUCAUCGCCCUCUGUCUUGCCUACCGCCUCCAACAAGCCCUACCGUUCAUCAUCCACCCCUCCCAAACAGCUUUUAUAAAACGCCGCAAAAUCGGGGACACCAUCAACGAUAUUCUCGAUAUUAUGGACUGGGCCUCCGUUAAAAGCCGACCCCUCAUCGCCCUCACUGUGGACAUUCGCAAAGCAUACGACUCCAUCGAUCGUGAAUUCCUCUUUUCCAGUUUGGCCCACCUCGGCAUCCCAACCUCCUUUAUUGCAUGGGUUCGCCGCUUGCAUACCAACACCUCUACCUGCGUCUCAGUCAACAACCUCGCCGGCGCUGACUUCCCUGUUCGGACCGGUGUACGGCAAGGCUGCCCCCUCGCCCCUUUACUCUUCAUUUGUGCCAUCGAAAUAUUUCAGCGUCACAUGUCUCUCUCACUCCCCGGUUUUGCUCUAUGUCCCGCGCAACGCCGUCUUAUGGCAUGCUGCGCUGAUGACGUCACCCUCUUUCUUAACUCUGAUGUCGAACUCGGCGUCGCAACCGACAACUUGCAAACUUUUGCCUUUGUAUCCGGGGAGCACUCCAAUUGGGCAAAAUGCUCUCUCUUGCUCUUUAACAUCCCCGCGCAAUCCGUUUCUCAUGCUGGUAACAUCCCAAUCCGCUCGUCCGCCGAGGCUGAAUGCAUCCUAGGUGUCUUUGUUGAACAAGACUCCCCCGGUCGCACUACUUGGGACACCACCCUGUCCAAAAUUCAACGCACGUCCAAAGUGUUGGCUGGUCUCCGCGCAACAACCUCUUGUCGCAAAUCGCUCUCCAACAUCUUCUUAAAUACGGUCAUCUCCUUCCCCGCUCGUUUCCAGCCUUUUCCUGCUCCGAUUCUCACCCGUCUGGAUGUUGCCGUCGGUAACUUUCUCUCUUCCUCUCGUUUCAAAGAAUACGGUCUCGCUGUCAGCCUUAUCCCAAACCGCAUCCUUUAG